AUGAAAGUAAAGCUUGUAUAUCGCGUUCUUCGCAAGAUCUCAGACUGGGCAGCGGAUGGUUUCUAUUCUGAGGUUUACAUCACUGGGGUAGAGAAUGUCCCUCGAGAUGGACCUUUGAUUCUCGCAUCUACACAUCACAACGAGAUUAUCGAUAUAGCCACACUUGCCGUAACCAUUCCUCAUCGUCGUCAACUUUGUUUCUGGGCCAAAUCGACCCUAUUUAAGAAUCCCAUUACUCGUGCCAUCCUAAUAUCCUCUGGUAGCAUCCCUGUCCAACGAAAUCCCAACAUCACCAGCUCAUCUGCAGAUCGUGCAUCUUCUACGUCGUCUUUGGCCCAUGCAGCGUUGUUUAGGGAAACAUUUACUGCUCUUGCAAGUAGCGAGGUUAUUGGAGUGUUUCCUGAAGGCACGAGUUAUACAGAGCCAGGUAUAGCGCAAGUGAAGGGAGGGGCUGCUUGGGCUGCUGUUGAAUUCACGAAGUGGGCGAAGCGACAGCAUGCUACAGACCACGACGUUGCCAGCAUGAGUGUGAUGGAAGUCGUCAUAGUUCCUGCCGGUAUUGUGUACACUGACAAGUCACAGUACCAGAGCCGUGUGUGCGUAAGGUACGGGGAGCCAAUUAUUAUUAGUCAUUAUACAAGCCAACUCGCUAUCGAUGGAAAUGACGACGACGAGGUUACGAAAGCUGUUGUCAAAGAGAUUACAGCAGAAAUCGAGAGGCGACUGGUGGCAUUAACGAUCAACUCUCCCGACUGGGAUUCUUUGAAUGCUGCACGAAUGGCUAGAGACAUACUUUGGGCAGACGAGGAAUGUAUAAAUUUGAAUAAGUUUGUUGAAAUAUCUCAAACCCUUGUCAACGUAUUUACAAGCUCAAACCUGGAUACCGAGACGUUUAUCCGCACCAAACGAUCUCUCAUAACUUAUCUCGCGCUCCUUCACUACACUAAUACCUACCACUCAUCAUUGGAUUCUCUCUAUCCUUUGUCUUCCACCUUUCGCCAAUCUUUGUCAUCCUCCCGUUCAGAAAAUCUUCCCACUGUUACCGAUGCAACGGCAAAAUUUCUGGCUCAACUCUUUUCAACGCUAGUCCAUCCUCGAGCGCUGGCUUUCAUCCCUGUAUUUGUGAUUCAUUUGCCCGCUUAUAUCCUUGCUCGACUGGGUGCACGUCUGUUAUCUCCUGAUCGCGAAGAGGAGACAAAGGCUCAACUCAAGGUGGUGUUUGGUGGUCUUGGGAUGGGCGUCAGUUACGCAGCAGUUGCAAAGGUUGUGGUUAGAUGGGUUGUGCGCUUUAGUGAGCGCUAUACUACAUUCCUGCGAGGGCUGCUUCCCCGCCGAUCUUCGGGUUUGUCCAAAGAAAAAUUGGAGUUUUUCUCACGUCCACCUCUUCCUGUUGCAAACCCCUUCAUCACACAUCGAAGUCAACCAUUAUCAGUGAACUCUCAAUACAGUGAUGGCUCGGACGAUGAUUCCAGUCCAAGUUCUCAAGUCAACCCGAUAAACAGGGAUAUAGUAGACUCCAAUACCGAACGCCCUCGUGUGAACUCAUGCGAUUUGAUAAGCCACUUGUUCUUUGCAAGAAUGGAGGCAUAUACAGCGCUGGAGAAAUACUUGGGUGAGCUAGCGGUUACGGGACAACGAAAUGAUACCCUGGAUCUGCUCAGGAAGGAGGGUGCUCGAUGGUGGCCGAAGAGCGUGUAA
Molecule: messenger RNA, 1698 nt
Organism: Serpula lacrymans var. lacrymans S7.9
Lineage: Eukaryota; Fungi; Basidiomycota; Agaricomycetes; Boletales; Serpulaceae
Exons: 8
Coding region: 1-1698 (565 amino acids)
Biological process (GO): phospholipid biosynthetic process
Cellular component (GO): endoplasmic reticulum membrane
Molecular function (GO): glycerol-3-phosphate O-acyltransferase activity; glycerone-phosphate O-acyltransferase activity
Source: RefSeq, a predicted model, not a curated record